This is a messenger RNA of Anas platyrhynchos (mallard), 730 nucleotides long. The record is from RefSeq and is a predicted model, not a curated record. Lineage: Eukaryota; Metazoa; Chordata; Aves; Anseriformes; Anatidae.
GCGAGCUGAGGCAGCUCGGUACAAGCAGGCCAUGAGCACCUCCUUCUCCGUCCUGCUCGCCUUCCUGGCGCUGCUGGCCUGCCACGGCCACGAGGCCGCGGUGCUGGAGCGCUCGAUCUUUCUGAAGGAGAGCAUCCGGCUGCUGGGCGAGAUCCUCUCCACGCAGGUUUCCUGUGACAAGGCGAACGUGACAAACGUUUUUGCAGGCAAUGAGGUAAGACGGGAACGCCGACUCGAAAGCUGUGACUCGGCCAUCGGCGGUGGCGGGAGAGGCUCCCCGCGGGGCCUCAAACCCUCCCGUGCCCACGCAGGCAGGGCCUGGGGCCGAGACGUCCCCGUGCUGCCGGCACCAGCGAGGCACCGGGGCGGUGGGACACGGCCACCACCUUCUGCGUGCCCACCCCGAGCUCUGUCUCAAUCCAUGGGCACAAAACGCUGGCGGUGGCAUCGGUCCCCGUCCGCGUGGCCCAUUUCUAAAAACGCCGUCUGCAUCUUCUUCCAGACAGGCACCGACAUGGAGCUCCUGUGCAAAGCCUCCACGGUUGUUUUCGAGAGCCUGAGCUGCCACAAACCCCUGAAGGGCAUCUACCUCAACUUGCUGCACAUCGUGACAAAGAGCACCAGCCUCAAGGCACCGUGUCCCGUGGCAGCAGGCAACACUACCUCCCUGCAGGAGUUCCUACGGGGCCUCCACAGAACCCUCCAACGAGUAGCAAAAGAGAAUUUGUGA